Alternaria ventricosa is the source of this 1728-nucleotide messenger RNA. RefSeq lists its product as uncharacterized. The transcript has a single exon. The record is from RefSeq and is a predicted model, not a curated record. Bases 1 to 1728 code for a protein of 575 amino acids. NCBI's taxonomy places the organism in Eukaryota, Fungi, Ascomycota, Dothideomycetes, Pleosporales, Pleosporaceae.
AUGCGCGCAAUCCGAGAAAAGAAACGACAGCUAGCAGUUCAGCCAGCCCCAGGUCCGUUUAAGCUAACACAUCGAUCCCAUGACGCUCAACCGCCGAUAAAGGAAGAGAUUGGAGAAGCCGUGGGCGAUGCUCUGCAUACACAUCCUGGGCUGGAAUGGGUUCCAGUCAUCAAACAAGAAGUGGCUCCUCUCGCCAACCCCUACGAACCUACCCAUAGCCUACUUGAGAGACGCCCGGUCAUCAAGCAAGAAGACGAGGAAGAAGACGGAAAUACUGCGGAAGUUGGACAUGACAUCGAACGCCCUACGCCCUACGAUAGACUUGUCUCCGCUUAUGACAAACCGGAAAACAGCGAUAUCAGAAGCAUCCUCGCCGCGUUGCACCGCAUAAGCGAGCCGUCGCACCUGUCUAGAACGCAAGCGAAGAAAUUCCGCCAGAAGAAGCAGCGAGGCUUAGAUCUUCUCAAAGAAGUCAUGGCCCAAGGGCGGACUGAGCCAGGACUGCCACGGACAUCUUAUCUCACAACGAGCGCAGCGGAGAAUGCCGUUAAAGCGGAAGCUGAAGUCGUCGAAGAGCUUUGCAGAUCAUCUGGCACGGUGACACCCGCAGAGCAUGCUCGCUCGUUGCUCCUUCACCCAGAAGACAUAACAAUGGCAGACGUGCAAGCACUCGGUCAACAUGUCAAGCACAUAAACAAAGCGCAGAUGAAAGUAUCAAAACUUCUUGAAAUUGGUGAAACGAGACAAGCAGGGACAAAGAUGCACAGAUGGCUUGAAAACGGAGUGCAGAAGCAUCUUCAGAUGCUACACGCUCAAGCACAUCAGUUCGGACCUGACCGCCCGCUUGAGAGCAAGCCGGACCAAGAGGCUUCUGGAUCUGCAUUGCGCGGGGUUGUGCUCGGUAAACGCUCGGCGACACCGUCUCAACCAUUCCACAAUCGAGGCUAUACUGAGAGGUUUCCGCCCGAACCGAACUCUGAGAUUGGGAACAGUGUUGCUGAAGAUGCGGAUCCGGCCCUAAUCGCGAUGUGGAAGAUCGUACCCGAGCUCCAGAAGGAUGCUAUGCUGGACAUCGAGACACAGAUUGUCUUUCCAACCGUCGCCGAAUACUUGAAUGUCGUCAAGCGACGCAAACUGGGCACAUUUGCGACGGAGCAUGAUACGAGCAUCAAUAGCCAACCACAGCAGUCCCAUGACGACACUGUUUCUCGGGUACUUCCCGGCCCUAGCGCCUCAUCUUCGUCUCUCACGAACCUCCGUAUCGAAGGAUUCUUGAUGGGGAUCAGAAACGGUGUCAUGACUGAAGAGAAAGUGCCGAGCCAAUUCUCGAUCAACACCAAGACGGAGAAUUGCGACACCGCCGUCCACGGUUCUGUGCGUACCGACGCCUAUGCCACCAUCUUCAAAGCCCUCAGCGCCCUGCUCUUACUUGACCGUGAUAUGACCAAGGUGGAAGAAAGCAAGGCGAAUGGUUCAAAAGGCAGAUGGACGUGCUUGUUCAAGAAAGCGAUGAACGAGAUGUGCAAAUGGCCGGCUGAAGGUGAAGCAGGACAGUACGCAUGCGACUGGUGUAUGAGACGUCGCCGUCCUUGCGUCAUCGCCAUCAAGGGUGUCUUCUCAGUUGCCCCGUUGGCUCCUAGUUUGAGGAUGGGUCGUGGGCUGGGUGACAGGGAGUACUGCGUGUUGCCCGAAGGGGCUGUGUACGUGAAGCCAAAGUUCUUCUUGUAA